UCUCUCUCUCUCUCUGUCUAUCUCUCUCUCUGGCCUGUGCUGCGUAUAUGUAUGUAUGUACAUGUGUGCUAAAAGAGUAAAAAGUCCGAUUGAUACCCAGCCUCAAGCAUCAAGCUCCUCCUUUGAAGUUUGAACGCUCCGUCUCCUAUUUCUUCCUUCUUUAAAACACAAAACACCCGUUUCUCCUCCUCUCCCUGUACAGAGCGAAAAGAGCCAUACAAGGAUUCUAUAGAGAGUUUAUUGAUGUGGGUCUCUGGUUAAAUGGAUACCUUGUUUAGGCUAGUAAGUCUUCAAUCUGAUCAGUCUAUCAAUUCCAGUAGAACCUCUAGCAGCUCCAGAUCCUCUAGACAAAACCAUCCGUACCACCAACAAGAAGAAGAAUGCGGCAACUUUUUCAUGGAUGAAGACGACUUCUCUUCUUCCUCAAAACAAUUUUUCCCUUACCAACAGUACCACUAUCCAUCCACCGCCACGACCUCAACCCCUACCACCACUACUAACACCAGUACUACCACCACUCAUGGAUUUGAACCCUCUCAUGAGUUUGCUUUCAGCUCCCCUUGUCCUGACCUCAACUUCGAAUUCGCCUCUACGACGUCCGGUAAAUGGGCAUCAAACCUCCUUCUCGAGACUGCUAGAGCAAUCGCGGAUAACAACAGUUCCCGGACCCAACAGCUAAUGUGGAUGCUCAACGAACUCAGCUCCCCGUAUGGUGACACCGAUCAGAAGCUUGCUUCAUACUUCCUCCAGGCCUUGUUCAGCCGGAUGACCGACUCCGGCGAGCGAUGCUACCGGACCUUAGCAUCAGCGUCGGAGAAGACGUGUUCCUUCGAUUCCACCAGGAAAAUGGUACUGAAGUUCCAAGAGGUAAGCCCAUGGACUACUUUUGGACAUGUAGCUAGCAACGGUGCAAUCUUGGAGGCCUUUGAUGGGGAAAGCAAAUUACACAUAGUGGACAUAAGCAACACGUACUGCACCCAGUGGCCUACUCUGCUGGAAGCCUUAGCCACGCGCACCGACGAGACGCCGCACCUACGUCUCACCACCGUGAUGGCCAACAGACCCUCCUCAAGCUCCGGUGGCAUAGCGGCUGUGCAAAAAGUAAUGAAAGAGAUUGGAAAUCGAAUGGAGAAGUUCGCCCGGCUCAUGGGUGUGCCUUUCAAAUUCAAUGUAGUGCACCACGUAGGCGACUUAUCCGAUCUGAACUUAGCUGAAUUGGACAUUAGAGACGAUGAAGCACUGGCUGUCAACUGUAUCGGCACAUUACAUUCAGUAACCACAGUUGAUAACCGCCGUGACAUCAUCAUAUCCACGUUUCGGAGGCUGCGGCCGAAGAUUGUUACCGUCGUGGAGGAUGAAGCCGAUCUUGACGUCGGUGCCGACGGAUUUGACUUUGUCAAAGGGUUUCAGGAGAGCUUGAGAUGGUUCAGGGUGUACUUUGAGUCUCUAGACGAGAGCUUCCCGCGCGCCAGCAACGAGUGUUUGAUGCUCGAACGUGCAGCCGGGCGUUCACUUGUCGAUCUCUUGGCCUGUUCCCCUGCCGAGUCAAGCGAGCGACGCGAGUCAGCAGCUCGCUGGUCACAGCGUCUGCACGCGGCUGGAUUCAGCCCUUUCGCGUUUAGUGAUGACGUGUCUGAUGAUGUGCGUGCGCUUCUAAGGAGGUAUAGAGAAGGUUGGUCGAUGAUACCUGGAUCCGAUGCCGGAAUUUUCUUGGCAUGGAAAGAGCAGCCGGUCGUAUGGGCUUCUGCUUGGAAGCCUUAACAGGAUAACAGCGACGUCCACACGACGCGCGUGCAUGGUGAUGCUGAGUUCACACGUGCAUGGAAAUGGAAUGGAACUGUUUUGGUAAAGUUAAAACUGGAAGUAGAGGAAGAAUGGGAGAGUGUGGAGUUGGAUUGGAACUGGUUUUCGGUUGGAUAGAAAAGAACCAUUUACGCUUUUAUUAUUAUUAUUAUUAUUAUUAUUUUGUGAUUGCUAUUAAUUAUCAUAUUUGGAGAGCUCAGAUUUAUGUGAUGCAGUUUGCCUUGAGAGGAAGAAAAAAAGACGAGAACAUGCAGAAGGCUCUGCGCUUCUUGCUAGCCCUAGGGAAUGCACAGUGGUUUUAAAUGUACUUAUGCAAAGAUGCGAAACGUGGCAGCUGAGUUGGCAGCCAUUAUGGGUUCAUGUCUUAAUUGUGGUAUUGUUAUUUGUACUUUGCCAAGUUUUUUCUA
Molecule: messenger RNA, 2210 nt
Organism: Nelumbo nucifera (sacred lotus)
Lineage: Eukaryota; Viridiplantae; Streptophyta; Magnoliopsida; Proteales; Nelumbonaceae
Source: RefSeq, a predicted model, not a curated record